AUGGUGCAUAGUAGCGUGUUCUCCUCAUCUGGUGUCCAUGGAAGAUCAGCAUCGAGAUAUCUUAAUAACAUCCCGGCACUAUGCUGAAUGGAUACUUUUUUUUUGGGCCUCUUUCUGUGUUUAUUUGUACAUUGUGUGGUUGCUAAAUAAAUAAAUUACUAUUAUAAAUAAAAUAUUACAAAAAAUGUACAUAUUGUAGUUCAAAUUCAAAAAUUGUAAUGUUAUUAAGCGUCAAUUUCUCAUAUAACACGAUUUUAUAUCUUAGAUGACGUCUUAGUAUGAGGGCAUUUUGUGUUCUAUUACAGGCUUACAGCUAGGGUUGCUUGAUGGGUAGAGUAAAAUACCGGGACAAAAUUUCAUAAAAUCGGGAUUAUUCGGGACCAAAAUCAAUACAUUCAUCCUUCGCUUCGAAAAAAUAUUGAUGAAUAACAAACAAAGAUAAUGUAAUUAUUUCUAGGGUGUUUCAGCCGUUAUCGAGCGAUAAUAAUUAAUUUAAUGAUUUUAUCAAUUAAUUAACAUUUGACGAGACAUUUCCUUCUUCUUCGGAACUUUGAACAUCCUCCGAAAAGUCGGGACAAUCCAGACCAAUCCCGACCAUCUUUACAACCCUACUUGCAGCGCUUCCUGCGCAGAGUAAUAUUUAAUCUGAUAUGUUUGUACAGGUCUGGUAUUGCCCGGCGUGAAGUUGACCAAAGACAUGUUCAAGACGGACCAGUCCAAGUCGCUGAGUGACAUCCUCCUGGCGACGUCCAAAUACAUGAUGCCGCCGCACACGCUCACCGUGGCCGUCAGCCAGGCCGCCCUCACCGCGCGCCUCAACGCGCUCUGCAGCCUCAACCGGGACAAGUGCCCCGGCCUGAUGGUAGCCGAACACGCGUUUGAUCCCGACAAGUGUUGCGGUAACUAUGCUUUAAUGCUGACGCCGAACACAAAGAUAUUAUGCAUCGUAAUCGGCCUUUUUACGUUCCCACUGCAGAGGCUCGGACCUUCCUUGUGGAUGAUUAAGGAGGAUGGGCCUUGACUUUCCACGCUGGCCCAGUACGCAUUGGAGGGUAUUUACGACUGCAGAUGCAGCCGGGAUCAACGGCUUAACGUGCCUUCCGAAGUACGGAGGUGUUCGAGAUAAAAAAAUUUUUGGCUACCCAUCCUAUGACCGGCCAUUGGAAAAUUUGCUUAACAAUCGCAUCUCUGACCGCGCGCUAGCCACUGGGCCAUCGAGCUGCUCUUGCUUUAUGUCACAAUCGCUGGUCGAAGUCUGUAUUUCGAAAACGAUCAUCUUGUCAUACUGUUUUUAUAUUUUUUCUCCAGAUUUUAAACCUAAAUGCAUUAAUUAUAGAGUUAAAAAUCAAUUCUAAAAAUUUGAUAUAUUUUGGUAACCUGAUGUGCUGAUGUGUGUAUAAAAAACAGAGCUGCAAUAUGGCGUAAUGUUUUUGGUUUUAAAUAG
Diatraea saccharalis (sugarcane borer) is the source of this 1444-nucleotide messenger RNA. Lineage: Eukaryota; Metazoa; Arthropoda; Insecta; Lepidoptera; Crambidae. The record is from the annotation of a GenBank genome assembly.